UAAUCAUUAGUCAAUGAAUCAAAAUAUGGCACUUGAAGUUUCUGGUAUGACUGAAACUUUCAAGAUCAACUCUGAUAAAAUGAAAUGGCAGAAACUGCAGUGUCAUUUGUUUUGCAGCAAUCCUUCCCAUUUGUAGUAGAAGAAGGAAGAUUGUUGACAGGGUUUCGGAGAGACUUAAAAGAGAUAAAAAAUGAACUUGAGAGCAUCCAAACCUUGCUCAAGGAUGCAGACAAAAAGGCUGCUGAAGAAGGAGAACGAGCCAAUAAAGAAGUAAAAGCUUGGACCAAACAGCUGAGAGAAGAAUCUUUUCGCAUAGAAGAUGUGAUUGAUUACUAUAACAUGAAUGUGGCACAAAGGGUCAACCAUUCUGGACUCAUAGCUUUACUCCAAAAUAUUUUUCACAUGAUCCCAACCCUAAAGUCACUUUAUCAUGUUGGUUCCGAGAUUCGUGACAUCAAAUUAUCAGUUGCGGGAAUCAAAAGAAGAAGUACAGAUUUUGAUUUUCAAUCUGAAAGAGGGACCAAAGCAGCCAGAUUUGGUGACCCUGAAAUUGCUUCUUAUUUCAAUGAAGAUGUCGUGGGGUUUGAGUCCCCAAGAGAUGAAUUGGUUAGAUUCUUGGUGGAGGGAACCAGUGAGCGCAUGUUGGUUUCUGUUGUUGGCAUGGGAGGACUCGGUAAAACGACUCUUGCUAAGUAUGUUUUUGAUAAACAUGAGGUGAAAAACCACUUUGAUUGUCGGUUUUACAUCUUAGCUUCUCAAUCCAACACUACGAAGGAGUUGUUGAUUGAUAUGAUAACGAAGUUUUAUGAGCAUAGUAAUGAGCCUAUUCCAAAGGGUCUGAAGGAGAUGCAUGAUAUUACAUUGACUACUCAUGUGAGGGCAUACCUUGAAUCAAAGAGGUACUUGAUGUGGUUUGAUGAUGUUCGGAAAGAAGAAUUUGCUGAAGGGAUCGAAUAUGCCUUGGUAAGUAAUAACAACGGAAGUAGAAUCAUUGUGACCACUAGAAUGAUGCAUGCAGCAGAAUAUUUUCGGGAAUCUUUUCCUGGUCAUGUUUACAAGCUACAGCCUUUGACUCCAAACAAAGCAUGGGAACUGUUUUGCAACAAGGCAUUUAGAGGGGAGUGUCCAGAACAUCUUGAGAAAAUGUCCAAGGACAUGGUGCAAAAAUGUGGAGGGCUACCGCUUGCAAUUGUGAUCAUUGGUCGUCUUUUGUCAACAAAAGCUAAACUCAAGUCUGAGUGGAAAAAGGUGAGUCAAAAUCUAAAGGAAUUAGAUGGCAAUGUGCAUUUCACUCGUCUAACAAUGAUUUUAUCUCGGAGUUAUGAGGAUCUUCCUUGUCAUUUAAAACUAUGCAUGUUGUAUUUUGGUAUCUAUCCGGAGAACCACACCAUCAAUUGUAAGAGACUUACUAGGCAAUGGAUAGCCGAAGGAUUUGUUAUGUGUGUUGAGGGAAAAACUUUGGAGGAAGUUGCUGAAGAGUACUUGAAAGAGCUGAUAUAUACAAGUUUGGUUCAAGUUUCUAGUGUUGGCUUUGAUGGAAAAGUCAAAAGUUGUCGAGUCCAUGAUUUGUUGCAUCAUAUAAUCCUUAGAAAAAUGAAAGAUGAAAGUUUUUGCCAUAUAAUGUAUGAGGAUCAAGAACAAGUCACAGUUGGAAUUACCAGACGCUUUUCUAUAGCAACUUUCUCAAAUAAUGUGUUAAGAAACAAUAGUAACUCAGGAAUUCGUGCUAUCUUUGUUUUUGACAGUAGAGAAAUGUCUAAAUAUUUCAUUGAUAGUUUAUCUGUCAAGUUCAAGUUUGUAAAAGUUCUUGACUUUGGGCAUUCUUUGUUGAAUUAUGUUCCUGAGAACUUGGGAAAUCUACUCAAUCUAAAGUACUUGAACCUAAGUCAUACAAAAGUUAUGGUUCUUCCUAGAUCUAUCGGUAACCUACCGAACUUAGAAACAUUGGAUCUAAGGCAAACUCAAGUGGUUGAGUUACCAAUGGAGAUAAACAAGCUCACAAAGCUAAGGCUUCUUUCAGUUUAUAAUAAAAAGUAUGAAGAGCAUUGUUCUAUGUUGAACUUUACAACUGGGGCACAAAUGCAAAAGGGUAUUGGGUGCUUGAAAUCUUUGCAAAAUCUUUAUUUUUUGGAAGCAGGUUGCGGUGGAGUAGAUCUUAUACAAGAGCUCAAAAAGUUAAGUAAACUAAGGAAGUUAGGCAUAAGAGGCGUGCGGAGAACAUAUGGAAAUGCAGUAUGUACUGCAGUACAAGAGAUGAUCAACCUUGAAUCUCUAAAUAUUACUGCUAUAACUGAGGAAGAAAUCCUUGACUUGGAUUUUGUAUCAGCUCCACCCUAUCUUAAAGUGCUCAAUUUGAAAGCUAGACUAACAAAGUUUCCCGAUUGGAUUCCAAAACUUGAAUAUAUUGUGAAGCUAGUGCUUGGCUUUUGUAAAUUUGACCAUGAUCCACUAGACUCUUUGAAGAAUUUGCCAAAUUUGAUGAGGCUUAUUUUGUGGGAUGAUGCAUUUGCUGGUGAAAGUUUGCAUUUUCAAGAAGGAGGGUUUCCGAUGCUAAAGGAGUUGGACCUCACCAGAUUAAAUAGACUAAGUUCUGUAUCUAUAGAUAGAGAUGCUUUACUUGGUCUUGAACACUUUAGAUGUAUCAACAUUCCUGAAUUGAAGGUGUUACCCCAAGAACUUCAAAACUUGAAAAACCUUCAAUUCCUUGGAUUUGCUGAUAUGCCAGUUGAAUUAGUUGAUAGCAUUGAUCGAGAGAAAGACGGAGCAUGCCAUUGGAUUAUCAAUCAUAUUCCCCUUGUACUAAUUCGUGAGAAAGUAGGAUCAAGUUUUCAUGAAUAUGAGUGGCGCCACAUUCCAACUCAACUCAAUGUCUGAAAUAUAAAGAUACAAAUUAUGUAGCAGCUCAGAAAAAAGACUCUCUUUGUUUCUUCAUUCCUUCUAUGGUGUGCUUGAAUCGCCCAAUAAAUUGUUUCCUUGAAUUGAACUCAUCUACAACAUAAUCAAGGAAUUUGUACUCUUAUUAAUUUAAAAUUUGGUUUAGGCUUUCUUUUUCUGUUUGUCA
Messenger RNA from Medicago truncatula (barrel medic), 3061 nucleotides. Its product is annotated as disease resistance protein RPM1. Gene Ontology annotation, biological process: defense response to other organism. Gene Ontology annotation, molecular function: ADP binding. The record is from RefSeq and is a predicted model, not a curated record. NCBI's taxonomy places the organism in Eukaryota, Viridiplantae, Streptophyta, Magnoliopsida, Fabales, Fabaceae. The coding region runs from base 85 to 2874 and encodes 929 amino acids. The transcript is spliced from 2 exons.